AUGGCAGCGAAAUCUGAUGGUGUGGGGGUCGUUACCGGUUUCGCCCAGCUGCACAACCUGGACGAAGUGGUCGGGGACGGCGAAGGAGAUCUGCCGGACAGCAGUGCGAUACACAUCUGUCAUUGCUGCAACACCUCGUCCUGCUACUGGGGAUGCCGGAGCGCCUGUCUGCAUGCUCUCCUGGGGAAGGGGAAAGGAAAGGGGAAGGGGAAGGGGACCAGACGGCCGCCGCAGCAGGAGCGCCUUUGGCUGGACUGCCUGUGGAUCGUCUUGGCGCUGUUGGUCUUCUUUUGGGACGUGGGCACGGACCUGUGGUUAGCGAUCGACUACUACUCCAAGCGAGACUACACGUGGUUCGGGCUGACCCUCUUUUUUGUACUUGUCCCGUCGGUGCUGGUCCAGAUACUGAGCUUCAGGUGGUUCGUGCAAGACUACACCGGGGGAGGUCUGGGGGCGGUGGAGGGUUUCAGCCGGAAGGCGACGGCUGGAUUGAGCGCCAGGAUUCACGGCAGGGACAGGUGCUGUCAAAUAUCUGUGUGGACAUGGCAGAUUUUCAUACAUGUUCUUCAGAUGGGACAAGUGUGGAGAUAUAUCCGCACCAUGUACUUGGGCAUUCAGAGCCGGCGGCAAAAGGAGCACCACCGGCGUUUCUACUGGGCGAUGAUGUACGAGUACGCGGACGUCAACAUGCUGCGUCUCCUGGAGACCUUCUUGGAGAGUGCCCCCCAACUGGUGCUACAGCUCUGCAUAAUGAUCCAAAGGAACCGGGCGGAGACGCUGCAGUGUGUUUCCUCAGUGGCCUCGCUGCUGUCCCUGGCCUGGGUGCUGGCCUCAUAUCACAAGCUCCUGAGGGAUUCCCGGGAUGACAAGAAGAGCAUGAGCUACCGCGGAGCCCUGAUCCACAUCUUCUGGCGGCUCUUCACCAUCUCCUCGCGGGUGCUCUCCUUCGCCCUCUUCGCCUCCAUCUUCCACAUCUACUUCGGCAUCUUCAUCGUCGUGCACUGGUGCGCCAUGGCCUUCUGGAUCGUGCACGGCGGCACCGACUUCUGCAUGUCCAAAUGGGAGGAGGUGCUCUUCAACAUGGUGGUAGGCAUCGUCUACAUCUUCUGCUGGUUCAACGUCAAAGAAGGCAGGACCCGAUGCCGUAUGGUGGCCUACUACUUAGUGGUGCUGUUGGAGAACACAGUCUUGACCUGCCUGUGGUACGUCUACAGAGACCCCACCACCGACUCCUAUGCUGUGCCGGCACUGUGCAGUGUCUACCUGUGCUUCGCCUCAGGUGUCCUUUUUAUGCUCCUUUACUAUGGGUUCUUGCACCCAAUGGGGCCCAGGGUGAGGGUUCUGGCCAGUUCCUGCUGUGCCGACCUCCUGUGGGGGCUCCCCUUGCCCCCAGAGGCUGAGCCAAUGGCCCCCACCCCUGGGCCCCGUGGCUCCCAGGCCACCCCGACCCGGGUCUCUGCCGCUGACCAAUCCCAACAGGAGGACUUGGCAGCAGAUACCUGCCUGCCUGUGUUCCAGGUGAGGUCCACCGUGCCCACAACGCCAUCAGGCCGUCUGUUUCGUCCUGAGGGGCCGCUCAUCAAGAUCGACAUGCCAAGGAAACGCUACCCAGCCUGGGAUGCCCAUUUUGUGGACCGGCGCCUAAGAAGAACUAUCAACAUCUUGCAGUUCAUAACUCCCACAGCAGUAGGGAUCAGGUACAGAGAUGGACCCCUUCUGUAUGAGCUUCUGCAGUAUGAGUCUUCCCUCUGAAGGCUUGUCUACUCACCUCUCUAAACUCCCCAUUCGUCUCUGGCCUUACAUUCAUGUUUUUUAAUACAGCACCCAGAAGAAGCAUAGUUUCCAUGGCUCAUGGGAGGGCUGCAAAUGCAUAUAUUUUAUAUUGGUAAAAAACCUCUGUAUGAAAAACAUGUGUAAGAAAAUUUACGUUGGUCGCAAAGAGUGGCAGUGUUCUUCUGUUGGGCUAACUGUAAAGGUGUAUGUUUUUGGAUGUACAAUGUCAUUGAAAUUUUGCGUUCUGAAAUGUCGAGAGUAAUUGGCGAUCUUGGAGUCAUAGGGUUUAACGGGUGGCUGGUAUGGAGUUUGACAGGAAUGAUAGAGGCAGGCCAGCGUGUCCUUUCCAACAUCUUCAUUUUAUCGUGGGUGCUCUACUUGGACAUUACCUUACUUUGGGAUAUUUUUUUUUGCGACUUAUUAGUGAUAACCUGAUAUAAAAGCGAUUUGGCGUCGAUCAAUAGCAGAUUCGUAUUGAAAACAGGAAUUCAUAUUCAUGUAUGUGAGGCACGUGCUUAAUGUUCUGUUGCUUCAGCAAGGCCUAAAAUGGUUACUUUGGUGAUGUGGUCAUAAUAUUUUCUUUGGGAUGAUUUUUUUACCAGGGACAUGAAUAACUGAUGCCUUAAUUCAAAGAUUCGCCAAGCCCACUGGUCCAUAGUCAUUUGUAGAGCAUAAACGUCCACAUUCUGCCCUGCCCUCCGUUCCUGUUAGGCAGCUGAUGUUCAGCUGUUCUGAAGUCGCUGGUCUCAGUGAUUCAUGCAACCCGUACAGAGAAGACAACCUACCAAAGUUCACUGGUUUGGUGCUUACGGCAUUACGACAAUAUUGCAAAACUGCCUUAACAUUGCUCUAUUAAAUUAGUACUGAUUGAAUUUAGCAUAAUAUGAAUUCAGCUAAAAAUGGAAAUAAGUAACCCUGUCUUGUAUAUCUCGUUCAUUCAUCCUGCGCUAUCUACUAACCAGUUUUGUGCAUUUUUGCAAAUUUUUUAUUUAUUUAUUUUUUUUUGAAAAACCAAUUUUUUUCUUAAAGCCAUUUAGCCCUAAGGUUAAAUGUUUGAGGCCGGUCACAUAAAGCGACACAUAGUCAUGUGAAACGUAUUGCUUGGAAAGAUCCAGUGAGUAUAAUGUUACGGUAAUACCUUGAGUAGCAUUAAGGCAUCCGCAAGUAAGAACACACCCUAAACCCUUUUCUGCACCCACACAAAUUAUACAAUUGAUUAUACUUUUAAGAUGUUGAAGGCACUUCGUAAGUGAUUAUUUAGUAAUGUUUCUAUUACACGAUUUUAAAUGGAAUCAUUAUAUAUAUAUAUUUCCUUUUAGUUGCUGCUAAUUUCUGUAACAGAAUUUUUCCAAGGACGGAGCGAGGGGUAACAAGGCGUUUAUGAUUAUAAUCAGCGUAUUAUUGGAAUAUAAAUCUAAUGAUUAUGUGUUUGAGAGUAGCAUUGGACUACAAACAAAUACAGUGGUAUUUUAAAAAAGAAGAGUAAUGUUUUUUGAAGGAGAGGGCCACAUCACAUAACAGAGAACAUUUUCUCAGAGAGUUUAAUGGAUGAAAUUCCUCUCCUGUUGUUGAAAUUGUAUUUAGCGGUGCAAAGAACGCAAAAUCUUGAAGCACACGUGAUACUGAGGGUUGUGGGCGUGUCGCGUUCCCAAUUUUUUUGCAUUCCCAAAGAGUUGGAUCUAUUUUCUGUGUAUAGGCAUGUAAGUAGCUGAGUCUCUUUUGCUCACGGAGGGGGUUGUACAGUGACAAAGGUGUUUUGUAUGUGUGUGUGGGGUUGGGGGGGGGCGAGGAAUACACUGUCCCCCCAUCAUUCCCUGCUUCUUUAAGAAGUUAAAAACUUUUGACGUUUGGAGAUUUUUGUCGUCUUCUUCUACUCCGUAAUGCAUCCACCGCACUCCCCAAAUGCAAAAAAGCGAAUGAAAUAAAUCUAAUAAUCCCACGAGGCUGGAAUUGCAAGUCAUCAAACAGAUCCUGACAUGGACAUGAGCUCCAAGCCCACCUGCCCUCUGUCUGAAACUUUUCGUUUGGUCUUUGUCAGCAUCUUUACCUGUUCGCUCAAAUCCAACGAAACUAGAAACUAUCUUUACCUGAGUAUACCAAAAUUUUUACACAUUUGAACAUUUUGUAAUCCACUACAAAAAAAAGAAAGAAAAUAAGACGACCCUCUCCCUACUGCUAUUGACUCCAACUAGGCUGUAACUAAGCCAACUCACAUCUUCUACUGUAAGCUAUAUAAAUCCCUUUUUCUGGUGCACCUAGCUUCCUGUGAUCAAACUGUCACAAGUUUGAGGGUGCUACACAAUAUCACAGGUUACUUAAAAUUCAGAGUGGAGGUAACGCCAUUAAGGCCUUUAUCUACAUAUGUGUAUCUGUGCAUUGCCAAAGACAUCCUGUGAAAGUAAGACUCAUAAAAUCAUAGAAAAAUCAUAGUUAUUACAGUUGCCCUCAGUAAAGAAAUGUUCUGUGCAGAUGCAUUCGUAGAAUUAAAUGCCAGUGCAUUUCCUGCAGAACACUCUCCUUGCGUUGGGCAACAGAAAUGAUCUGUGAUCUCAGUUCUGCUGUGGGGAACGAUUUAUUUUUUCCCUACUCAAAAGAUAAUAUCAUCAGUGCACAUUUCACGCCCAUCUUUUUUUUAUUACGGUUUUUAGCCCGGAAGUGGGGAGCUACCGAUCAUGUUCUUACGGAAAUGGUUUUUCGUAAUGGUGCUUGGUACAGUGCACUUCGUGUAGCAAAAUAUCCAGCCACCGCAAGCAACAGUGUCUAUACACUAUUGGAUUCGACACUUCAGGAGAUAUCUUGGUGCACUGCUAAAAGGAAAACACUGCUUUCUUUGACCUUAUCGUGCCUGCCGAGAUCUUUGUAAGCAGAUGUUCUGCAGGCGAGACCGUUGGGGUUAAGGGUCCUUGCCAGGGGUGGAAACGAUCUGGAAGGGAGCCUGUAAAGAGGAAUCCGUGUGUACCAGUCAAAACAUAGCUACAGUUUUUCACACAAGCACUUUGUUGGUCUUUAAAGGUAUUAGGCGUAUGAGAAGCUCUUUGCUUGAUCCAGGUCAGCAUCAGGAUAGGAGAAAAAGGUUAUGAUAUUGUGACAUCUUAGUCCACGUUUUAAGAAAGUCUUUUAGAUCCUCACAUUGGGUUUUGUCAGUUCAGAAGGGAUAGCACCCUGUGCAUCGGCCACUGUUUCUGGAACUCUUUUGGCUUGUGUGAGAGUUUGUGGCAUUGGGGCAGCCAGCUUCUGUGGUGUAGCUGCGCAGGCUCCUCUUCCUGCCAUGGGCACAGCUCGACUCCAUCCCUGGUUGCUGCUCUCCCUUCCUCUUCAUAAGCGUGGGGCUCAGGUCUAUUCUGGUGCAGAGAGUCUGUGGUUUUAGUUAUUUACUUACUUGGAAAUGCUACAUGGUGAUGCUGAAGAGCAGAAAGUGGAAAUCCUUGGUCUUUUGUUGUGUGUAUACUGCCAUUUUGUGCCAUUGAGGUUGAACCAUGCUUGAAUUCAUACAAACAGAUUGACCGUUGUCAGGUCAAAAGUGUUCAGCGACAAGAUGAUGUAUCGUCUGGUAUUGUUUGCCACGUUCCGUUACCUCCACUGUAAUCCGGGGAGUUUGUUUGGGCUCCUUUGUUAGGAUUUCCACUUCUGCUCACAAGCAGACUUGCUCAUUGUUAUUUGCUGAGGUCCUGCUCACUCGUAUUCCCUUGAUGUAGUGGUUAAAGUCGUUCACUUCAAGAGAGUAACACUGUAUCAAAAACUUUCAGGUGUCUUAGCCAGAUUUCUUGAUGGUCAGAUGGUUAUUGGCCAACCGUUAUUUAUGCAUUAGUGUGCUAAUCUAAGAGGUCAUGAAAUGAUUCCUCCGGGUGCUAAUACACUGUGAUUUUCUUUUCUUUCUACUACUAAAAAUAGUUUUCUAACAAUGGAUUUUCAGAACUAUACAUACAUACAUACAUAUAUAAUUUAUAUUUUCAGUAUUCUUGCUUCACAAGGAGAGACAAUAAUCUUAGUAACCAGAGGGUCUGCUUUACAUAUCAAAGAUUCACGUACAAAUUUUGCCUUUUUAAGGGGUCACUUAACUAUUCCGGAAAUAAAUCACUGUUUGUGCCAGGUGUAUCGACAUUCAUGUUAACCUCAUUAUUUAUUAAUAGAAAAAAGCACAGCUUUUUACUGCAUUACUUUGCCCUUGUGCUGUUACUUAGUAAUACUUUAGCUUUAAUGUCACUCUGUGUGUAAUUUUGUGUGUGACUGAUUAAACUGCUGGUUAGCUAUGUUUUAAAUUUAAAAACUUAAGUGUCUGCGUCAUACUGUGAGAAAAAAAAGUAAUCCAUGUGUUCUUUGCCAUUAUUGGUUUUGAAUUGUGCCAACACAUCAGCUAAUAUUUUCAUCUACGCAGAGAAUGAGUAGAAACGAAAAAUUCCUGACUGAUGUUAUGCACAGUUACUGUUUUCAUUUUGUUGGUGUUGCUUUGCCAAUAAUGUGUACUUUCAGAGACCGCCAAUGAGAACCAAUUAAAACAAAACUUGUUCGCGUUCCUGACCUCCUGGUGCCUUUUCGUUAGUAGGUGCUUUGACCUUACGAAACCAGUUUAGCAAACAACAAUGCCAGUAUCGUUCUUUCUGUAAAACCUACCAGUGCAGUAAGAGGAAAAAUGUACAUAAACGUAUGUAACAUAAUGACAUUAGAAUAUAUUAUGCUAUUGUACGUUCCACUGUUAUUAUGGUAUUAUGGUAACUAUGGUAUUCCAAUGUAUGUAAAAUGUUAAUGUAACGGCACAGAAAAGUGAGCAUUUCUGUGUAGGACUUUACGUAACAGUUCUCAGACUGACAAAAAGAUCUGAAAAUUUAGCAAGGCAAUACUGGACAUCUGCUGCUAUUAUUAAAUAUAAAUAUUAAAUAUUAAUAUAUUCUCUUUUAGACCAGACUUUAUAAAGAUUUGAAAGCCCUAGUUCCAGUGUCUUUUAUGUCAUUUUUAAAAUAGCUUUCAAUUCUUUGUAACUUCCUGCCAGGAAAAUGUUUCAGCAGAAUUAGGGAUAAUUAUUCAUUGUUAAAGUCUUAUGAAGCAAUUAUCUUGGAUAUAGACAGAGGAUUCCUUAAUACAAUGCAUAUAUAUUUUGUAUGCUCUUGAUUUUAUCUUAUUGAUUUGGGCCCUUUCACCUUAAUUUUUUCCAUUUCAUUUUAGUCCAGAUGUAACAUCAUAAUUUAAUUGAAAUGUAUGGUGUGUAAUUUUGUCUGUGUUAAUGUUUACACCUCCAUAAUCUUGGGAUGAAGGAGAUUUAAAGUCUAUAAUCUGCUUUUAAGGUGUACGAGUCCAGCUAAAUGCAGUUUUAGUGCAAUGAUGAGGCACAUAACUCUUGUAAGGUGUGAAUUUAUUGCUUUGCACUAGAAGGUCCUUAAGAAUUAAGGUGAACGUCAUUUUAUUUUGAUGGAUAUUUGCUUUGUUUUGUUGACUAGAACCUGGAAUUAGAGGGAAUGUAUUUUUCCAUUUAGACAACUGGUGCUUUUUAAACAUAUUCUACAAAGGUGCUACCAAAUUUGAAAUGAAGACAUUGCUUGGAUCUGUGUCCAUUCCAGCAAUGCCAAUUUUAGAAUCUGAAUUAAAAUUUGCAGAUUUUUUGUCUUCUUCCUUUAAAAAUAGGUGCACCUCCUGGUCACAUAUAGCAAAGCGAUUUCUGUUGUUUUCAACAUACAGAAAUGUUCAUAUUAUUAUUGCAACCUAAUUUAUAAAAGCGAAUUAAUUUCAAUAUGUAUGUCCAGUAUGUUCUCUUAUAAAGCGUGUCUUAAAAACGAGGAUUUGCUUCCGUAAGAUUUAUUGGGUAACAAUGUUUGCGUUUGUUUAUCUGCGAUUUCUUCUGUGAGAAACAACAGCGGAAGUGGCUUGUUUACAAAUGCAUGUAACGCACACAACUGAAACACCCAGUUACCGUUACCCUCAGUUCUCCUCGUUUGUUAUCCUACAGCUGUUUGUUUUGCUAUCCUUCCACAUUUGUCAACUUAAAAAUAAAUAAAUAAAUAAAAUGCUCCAAGUGUUGAGUACAAUAAGAAAGUUUUAAGUGUUGAGGAGAAGCUUGAAACAUCAAGGGAUCGUUUUUUUUAAGAAUUAGAAGACGUGAUAUCCUGAGAGCGUGGGCAUAAAGAAAUGAUCUUUGUUCACCUUCAGAAGCAAUGCGGUGGAAAUUAAACAAUGGUAUACCAUGACUUGGGAAGUUUCUGAUUGGUUGCCCCAACCUCAUUUUCCUGUCUCUGUUAUUUCUAUAGAGCGAAUGAGGUGUUUUUCAGGAGCGCAACUAUCGCGUUAUAGGAGAACAGACAAUGUACAUAUUUCAUUCAAAUAUUAAAAAAUAUUCCUACCGUUGCUGUCUGAGAUAUUUUUUAAUAUUUAAUGUUUAUUGUGUUAAACUUUGAAUUGUCACUUGCCAGUAACUUGUUAACUGACUGAGUUUGUAAUCUAUAGAAAUUAGAUUACACUCCCAGCAUAACAUUUCUGCCAAUAUUUGUAAUUUGUUGUACUUUAUUUGUAUUUAUAAGAAUUUAUGUAAUACACUUCACUUAAAGUUUCAAAAAUGUUCACUUUAAAACCCUUUUUUUCCUGAUGUCCAGUAUUGCUGUCCCUACGUAUUUUUGGGAACAAUAUCAACAAGGUGCUACAACUGAACCUCAUUUUUUAUGUUUUUUGUUUUUAGGUGUAAAGAGAAAUGUUAGAAGUAUUAGAACUUCCAUUGAAGCCUUAUUAUGAGAAAAUGUGUUAGACUGUUUACCCCCAAAAUUAAACAAAAAUGAGUGACAUUGUACAUAAAUAGUAGAGACAGUAGUUACUACACAGUAGUAAUUGUAUACAUAUAUGUAUUGUAUAGUGUUAACUAGUCAUUUUAUUUUUAUUAAUUUGUAAAAUAUACUUUUCUUAAGGUGUGUUUUGAAAAGUGUGUUGACAUGCAAAUGUGAAUGGAUGUGCGUAAAUAUGGCUUUAUACUAAUGAAAUAUGGCAUUUUGUUGCAUUCCCAGAAAAAGAAAAGGUCUUUAUGAACAUGAAAAAUUACAUUUACCUUUAAGCACACGUCACAAAAGAUUGUACCAGGUGUGUUGUCUGUUUUCAUAUAACCUGGCUAUCAGAUCUUUGUUUUUGAAAUGUUGGCUUUAUUUUUUGUUAGGUUGUUCGUCGAUGUGUUUAAUGGAUGUGUAUCUAACAAGGAAUACAUGCUGAGGAUUGCUUAAUGUUGUUUUAGCGACAUCGUUGCUUAGCGUUUUCGAUGUUUUAGAUUCUGUCUGUCUCUUGGGCUGUGUUGGCAAUUGUAGUAAAAGAUUUUGAGUAUGAAUUAUAAAUACAGUUCAGUAACAUAAGAAUUGAAUAUAUACCUACAGUUACUGCUUUCGCAGUUUUCACAAAAGAAAAAAAAUUGUGGUAAUUUAUUAUAUUUGAGGGAAAGUAUAAACGAUCUUGCUUAAAAUGCAUGUUUGGCUUUUCAAAAUGAUUACUUAAGCAUGUGGAAAUCUGCACUCUGACAGGUACCAUGGAAAAGUAUAUAUUUUUCAACCAUAAAAUGCACUUUCUCACCUUGAUGCAAAGCCACAAGUCAAAACUAUGCAACCUCUCAGUUUUACAGUUAUUUUGGAAUAUCUGCUUGACUCUCUAAGUGCAAACAUUGUCCAUAAAACAUGCAUUAUUGAUUUUCGGUUCCCAUUCAAGGUGAGAGUGCUUAAUGCAUCUUAAUGAGUCAAACAAAACCGAGACAGGAGCACAGACAAAAAUGUGUUUGGGGUUUCAGCCCGUUUAGUCAAUUGUUAAAAAUUGUUUAGUCAGUUGACUUUUGUUAGCAGUACGUUAGUAUGUAUGUCUUUAUUGUCUCUGUGGAAGUUUGCACAAUGGAUAUUUUCCCCAAAAUCCACCGUAUCGGGCAUAUCAGACAAUUAAGUACAUCAACAGGUUUGCAGAUAAAAAUUUGUUAAUGACGUGUUGUGUCAUUUUAAGUUUUUCUUAAGUUAUUUUCUUUGCAUGUGUGGCAUUUUAUUUAUCUUUACUGUCACAUUUUGUUUGUUUUAACCUUCAUAAGAAUUUGAAGAGCCUUUAUAUGAGGCUCUUUAAAAUGGACUUUAAAAAUCUCAAAACAUUUCCAGUCAGUUCAUACAAACCUAACAGGCUAAAGAACAAUUGGUGAAAUUGAAACUAUUUGUUUUAAUUAUUAUUUUUACCAGGAGUACAGCGCAUUUCAAUAACAGGUAAUAUGUCCAUAUUUGUUACAUGUUCCUAGGUAGCUGAAAUGAUUUAUCAUCAUUUAGAGUUUUAUCAUUUUUGUUCAUUUCCUUUUAUGAUAGUCAUUAAAAAAAUAACAUGCAGUUUCCAUCCCACAUUUGAAAACCUUAAUACUAAGGAUUUUGCCUAGGUAGUGUGAACUCACUGGUGUUUAUAAGACCUGAUAGUAUUAUACCGGACAACUUUUCCUUCCAUGUAGCUCUUUUCCAAGACUUACCAGUUACCAGCUUACUGUUUUUCAUUCAGAAUUUUUCUGGAAAAAAAAAAAAAAACAUUUUUGAGUGUUUCUUAGUCGCGCCUACCUCAUCUAUGUCGUAUGAAUGUGCGUUUCUAUGGGUACAUAAAAACUCACAAGUUAUGACCCACAAGACACAACAUGUAUUUACCGCACAGUCCCCCUUCUAACCAUAAAUAGCAAUAUAAACAAAAUAAAACGUCUCUGCGUAUCCUUUCUACAGACGAAUUAACUAUACUGCACCAGCAAUGCAACAGUUCACCUCUUGAGAAAUAAUUCCCCUCUAACCCCUCCUACGCCUCCCAUAUUACUUUGGACCCUCAGAUAUUUAUCUGCUAAUUAUAAAUGUUGGCUAUAAAAAUAUUGUAUGCUAUGACAUUAUAGGCACAUAACCAGUAGUUGUACGUCUGUAUGUCUAUAUCUGUACUUUCUCAAUACAUUUAUUAUAUAUAUUGAUUUUUAAAAAAUUAUUUUGGCAUAUAAUUUGGCUUAUAUAGAUAAUACCUUGUGCGUGCUGAACGAUAAUGCUUUUUAAAUUAGCUAUUUGUGAUAAUUUGGCUUCAAUGAGCAACUGAUGGAAGUACCAUUUGUGUGUGUGUGUGUGUGUGUGUGUGUGUGUGUGUGUGUCUGACAUUUUUGUAAAGGACGCACACUGACAAAAGUAAACAUGUUAAAUCUCUAAACCAAUGAAAUGAGACAGUAGUUUGCCAUUGAUGAAAGCAGCAAUAGUUUGCCAUUGACAUUACAUGAAGAAAUGUAGAAUGGCUAAAUAAAGUUUCCUGAAUAAUUUUUAAAUGUAAAUUUGUUUUAUGAAAAGAUUUCAGUGAAGACAACACAACGUUUUUUUUUUUUUUUUUACUUUAACUUUUUCAAUGUUUGUAAAAUUUAAUAUUUUUUUUGUAUUGGCACCGGCAGUCAGUAAUAAUAAUUAUUAUUUAAUUAACUAUUCUUAAAAAUAACUAAAGUGAUUCCCCUUCUUUCCAUAAAGCUAGUUUUCCAUGAAGGACUCCCCGAUUACUAUGUGGCCAUGUUUCAUCACCUGCCUUUGUUAGAUUUGCUCUGAAGAAAGUUGUGAAUUGCGUUUUUGUCGCAGUUCUAUAACUGUUCUAUAAUGACUCUUGCUGAAUACUGGCACGUGAAACCCAGCAGAAAGUCUGAAUUAGCUCAGCUGCGACACAUCAAAGUGCUUAACUCAAAAUCAGGAUUUUAUAUAGCCAAAUAUAAGCUUUGUUUGUUUGUUUGACUGUGUGUGUGUGUGUGUGUCUGUGUGUGCGCGCAUCAGUUUGCCCUUUGUGCAUACAAAGGUCAUAUAAAGGUCAAAUGAACAUAUUUUUGUAAUAUAUUAAUGGCAGUACUUUCAGUGAUGAAAGGUUUUAUUUUCAGAGACCAUACUUUGAAAUACAAAACACUAGUAACUGUGCUGCAACAUUUAACAUUUAGUAAUCCACGAAAUACAUUAUUUUUCAAAGUUGGAUGAGGAAGCUUUUCUGCGUACAUAUUUAAAACAACAGGUCAUGCUACGUUUUACUCAGGCAAAGUGUAAAAUAGCUUAAUGAUCUUAUAAGCAUGGCCAGAAUAGGCCUUGAGAUGUGAUAUAUUUGGAAAAAAAGUUUUAUUUCAAUUUUACUAUUUUCUAUGUUUAGUCUUUUGUCUUGAUUUUUUUUCUCCAUUUUUCCUGCUGUAAUGUGAAUAUUUUGAUCAUAUCAAUAAUUUUCAUCGAUCCAUCCAAAGUAUUACUCAUCAUGUUGCAUUAAUUUAGAAGUGCUAAACUAAUAAAUAAAAAAAAAUAAUUCUGUUCCUGAAGGUGGCAUAAAAUGUCAUCCAGAACCUGUACAAAUCAAACAAAAAAUGUAUAUGGCGUGUUCAAUAUCUGGCGGUAAAAAGAUUGGAUGUGUAUUUCUGAUGUAACAAAUGCAUAAUGUCAGUGUUUGGUUGUUUUGAAAUAUCUUUACAAUGUAAAUCUAGUUAAGAUGUUUGUGUAAUCCUGCAUGGUUAAGAUGUAUUUGGUGCAGAAUUGUUGGUCUUCAGUGGAAGGGGUGUUUAUUUCUUUUCUUGGAUUAUUACCACUAUUGUUAUUUCCUUUCAUUAGGUAGGUCUGUUGUGCAGUGAUCAGAAAAUGUCACAAUUUUCCCACAGAAAAAAAUGUAUUUUCGUGUCUGAAGCAUCUAUUAUUUUGCUUACUGAAUUUGAACCGUAAACGAAAUAUUUCAGUCCCAUCAGAUCAAAAUGUAAAAAGGGAAUCCAGACGCAUCCCACCAGUCUUUAAGGGUCCAGAGGCUGCAAGUGAUUUUUCCAUUUUUCCUGCAAUGCAGGAAUUUAAAGUUCAAUUAGUCUUGUUCAUUAUUACAUGUUAUGACAUUUCCAGAUUUAAUAAUCCCAUGUCUAUGUAUGAUUUUCUCCCCCCCCCCCUAAGUUUUAUAUAACAAUAUAUGACUGUCUUCCCCAUGGACUAUAAUGAAUGUAUUGAAUGCAUUACAGCAUACAAAAUGGCCGGUGCAAAAUGUCCACUAUUGCAUAUAUGUAUAUAUGUUUCUUUGACAUUGUAUUGAAACUCCAAAAGUAAUGUUUUGGUUUUUUUUUUUUUUCAUUAAUUUAUAAUUAUAUUGUUUCAGGCAAACAAGCAAAGUCAAUUGAUCCACAAAAAGUAGUUACUUAAGUAUCAGUUAAUUGGUUAUGAAUUGGUCUGUUUUUAUUAUCUGUACUAUGUCGGUUUCUGUAAGAUUUAAACAACUUUAUGGGUACAUUUUCAUAUGAAUGGUUUUGGUAAUAAAACGAAAGGAUAACUAAAGAACAUACUAUGUACAGGCUCAUCUGCAUAACAGAGUAUUUAUUUGAAUUUCGUAUGUUUACAUUUUAGAGCAUUACAAUGUUGUGACUGAUGUAAGCAAAAUAUAUAAAUGGUUCCUUUUUUAGAAAGAUGUGUUGUCGAUUUUUUUCCACACAAUAAAAAUCCCUAUAUACACUUGACAUAUCACCCUUUCACCACUAGGGGGUGCUGGCAGCUGAAGCUCAUUGACACUCUCGGUAGAAGAGGAGAGAUGACAAAUACCUGUAAUGUGGCAAUAUAAAAGUAGGAUGUUUGUAUAUCGUGGGGUGUGCUCGUGAAAAUGUAUUUGCAACAUCCCAUAAACACAAAUAAAGUGGAAACCACUUAUAUUGAUCAUGGAUAUAGUGGUCAACCGCUUAUACGCAUCAAAGAGUUUGGGACAGAAUCAUUCCUGUACAAAUAUUGUUCAAAUAAUUAACUUAUUGUAAUCAAGUAAUCCGCUUGCAGUGUUCUUUUUUUGUUAUUUU
This is a messenger RNA of Brienomyrus brachyistius, 13528 nucleotides long. Its product is annotated as XK-related protein 6-like. Bases 1 to 1752 code for a protein of 583 amino acids. Gene Ontology annotation, biological process: apoptotic process involved in development; phosphatidylserine exposure on apoptotic cell surface; engulfment of apoptotic cell. The transcript has 3 exons. Lineage: Eukaryota; Metazoa; Chordata; Actinopteri; Osteoglossiformes; Mormyridae. Gene Ontology annotation, cellular component: plasma membrane. The record is from RefSeq and is a predicted model, not a curated record.